Juglans regia (Persian walnut) is the source of this 591-nucleotide messenger RNA. Its product is annotated as G-type lectin S-receptor-like serine/threonine-protein kinase LECRK2. The transcript has a single exon. Gene Ontology annotation, molecular function: protein kinase activity; ATP binding. The record is from RefSeq and is a predicted model, not a curated record. Gene Ontology annotation, biological process: protein phosphorylation. Lineage: Eukaryota; Viridiplantae; Streptophyta; Magnoliopsida; Fagales; Juglandaceae. Bases 1 to 591 code for a protein of 196 amino acids.
AUGUUUCUACAAGUUCUCAACAAAACGUUCUUCGAGGCUGGUGGAAUAGGGAGCUUCCAUAGCUUACACCAGUCUUCAAAGGCUAUUAGAGUCUCUGCCUUUUUCAGUUUGGUCAUACUCAUGGAUGAGCAAAAGUGUGCAGAAAUUGCUGAUUUUGGUUUGGCCAAGCUGCUGAUGCCUAACCAAACCAGGACAUACACUGGGAUUCGUGAAACAAAGAGAUAUGUUGCACCUCAAUGGCACAGAAACUUGCCCAUAACUGUAAAAGCAGAUGUCUAUAGCUUUGAGAUUGUGUUGUUGGAGAUCAUAUGUGGUAGAAGGAAUGUGGAUGUUGAUCUUCCAGAGAAGGAAGUGGACGUUCUUGCAAAUUGGGUCUUUGAUUGUUUUCAAGCUGGUGAAUUGGAUAGGCUGGCGAAGGAUGAACAAGUGGCAAUGAACAAGCUAGAGAGAAUGGUUAGGGUGGGACUUUGGUGCAUCCAAGAAGAACCAUCAUUUCGCUCUACAAUCAAGAGGGUGGUACUGAUGUUGGAAGGGACAGUGGAGAUACCAGCAGCCCCUCCUAGUCCUACCCCAUUUUCAAGUGCCAUGUAA